ACACGCCUGCAGCGUUAACUCGUGAAACUGAUUUCUUCAAAGCGUCUGGUGCACAUUUGGUGCUUUGUAUAACUUAUAAGUGUGCCCUAGGUUUUUAAUGCCUGUUUUUUUUUAGUUCGGGAAAUACAAUUUUGGUUGAUUUGGCACAUUUCGUUCCGUUAUCUGCUGUGACAGUGGGAAAAGUCAGCCUCGGCGUGGACGUGGUCAGUUGGCGUGUCCCGUGUCGGAGUGACGGCUGUGCAGUCCUAUGAUUCCUCCGAAACAAUUUUUGCGCUGGCCCCUUUUCUAACAUACUGUAUCGCUAACUUUAGUUAUACCGUGACCUAUUUACUCCUUCGUUGGAAGUUGAAGACAGUCGGGGUUCAAGAUGUCGGUAGCGGGUUUCAAGAAGCAGUUUUAUAAAGCCAGCCAGAUGGUAAGUGAGAAAGUUGGAGGUGCUGAAGGAACCAAACUAGAUGAUGACUUCAGAGACUUGGAACGGAAAGUAGAUGUGACCAGUAAAGCGGUAGUGGAGGUUAUCUCCAAAACAUCAGAGUACCUUCAGCCCAACCCAGCAUCACGGGCCAAACUAUCCAUGUUGAACACCAUGUCUAAGAUCCGCGGUCAGGUGAAGAACCCAGGCUACCCUCAGGCCGAGGGGCUGCUAGGAGAAUGUAUGAGCAAGUAUGGACGGGAGCUCGGAGAGGAGACUAACUUUGGCGGAGCGCUAGUAGAUGUUGGAGAGGCCAUGAAGAGAUUGGCAGAAGUCAAAGACUCUCUAGAUAUUGACGUCAAACAGAACUUCAUUGAUCCAUUGCAAGGGCUCUGUGACAAGGACCUCAGAGAGAUACAGCAUCACCUGAAGAAGCUGGAAGGCCGUCGCUUGGACUACGAUUACAAGAAAAAGCGUCAGGGCAAGAUCCCAGAUGAGGAGGUUCGACAGUCCCUGGAGAAGUUUCAUGAGUCUAAGGAAGUGGCAGAGACAAGCAUGUACAACCUGCUGGAGACUGACAUAGAGCAGGUGAGCCAGCUGUCAUCCCUGGUGGAGUCCCAGCUGCAGUACCACAGACAGGCUGUGCAGGUGCUGGAGGAGCUUUCUGACAAACUGAAAGAGAGGAUGAUUGAUGCCCAGACUCGACCAAGACGUGAAUACACACCUAAACCCAAACCUAUAUUUGACUUUGGAGACGACAGCCCUUCAAAUGGCGGCUACUCAACCUCAAUGGCUCCUCCACCUUCACGCAACUCAGCCCCGGAGCAGCCGAGCUGUAAGGCGCUGUACGACUUUGAGCCAGAGAACGAGGGAGAGCUGGGCUUUCGCGAGGGCGAUAUCAUCACCCUGACCAAUCAGAUUGAUGAGAACUGGUACGAGGGCAUGCUAAACAGCCAGUCAGGAUUCUUCCCCCUCAACUAUGUCGAAGUGCUUGUCCCAUUGCCACACUAAUAUAAAAAGAGCAAAAGAGCUAAGGAGGAGACUGAUGAAGAGGAGGAGGAGACAACAUGUAGAAAUAGUAGAGGGGGAGGAAAGCGAAGCCAAGGGAUGAAUAUUAAUUUUCACCUUCAGCUCCAACGUCAACUUCACAGACGGGCAUGUUUUGUCAUCUGGAGUUCUGGAGGAGGUGGUCACAUGUCAAAGGUCCAGACCAGAAUAUCAACCUGUGCCACCAAAAGGUAAAAAGAUAUUAAAUGGACACGGAAUGUCAUCGUCCGCUAUCUGGCAGUCAGAAACAUUUCCUGAGGACUAACAGAGGACAUGUUUUAUAAGCAAUAUUUGUCUUUAACCACAAGUUACUGAUAUCGUAAAGAUAACUUGCAUUAAAACUGGUGUUUACGACUGGGUGACCCGUACCAUGUCAUCCUUUUUGUGUGACCGCAGUCUGUUUAAAACUCAGGUUGGUCACCAAACUACCAGUCCGUUUUCAGACUGACGAGCCCAACUCAAACCUCACAGUACACGUCAUGUGGAACUUGACUGAAUAUUUUCCUGGACUGGAGCUUAUCUCUUGAUGCCACCUGCUGGCAAGACUGAGUAUUGCUUUUA
Messenger RNA from Etheostoma spectabile (orangethroat darter), 2020 nucleotides. It is a transcript of the gene sh3gl1b, whose product is annotated as SH3-domain GRB2-like 1b. Lineage: Eukaryota; Metazoa; Chordata; Actinopteri; Perciformes; Percidae. Bases 368 to 1423 code for a protein of 351 amino acids. Gene Ontology annotation, molecular function: protein binding. Gene Ontology annotation, biological process: synaptic vesicle uncoating. Gene Ontology annotation, cellular component: presynapse; glutamatergic synapse; cytoplasm. The transcript has 9 exons. The record is from RefSeq and is a predicted model, not a curated record.